This is a messenger RNA of Pelodiscus sinensis (Chinese soft-shelled turtle), 1723 nucleotides long. The record is from RefSeq and is a predicted model, not a curated record. Lineage: Eukaryota; Metazoa; Chordata; Testudines; Trionychidae.
UGCAGGUGGCUUUAUUUCCACAGUGCUGUGCAUUGCUGCUGCAAAGCCACUGCCUUCCCCUUGCUUCUGAGACCUCCUUUUGGACCUAAACAUUCCGACGGGAAUAAGCACCCAUCUGCACGGGGAUGUUGGACUCUGUCACUCACAGCACUUUUUUGCCGAACACCAUGAUCUGCGAGCCUCUGAUGUCAUGGACAGAAUUGUUUGGGACAACAGAAGACUAUUAUCCCACCUUUGAUCAUCAGACAGUUGGUGAUUCUUGCUGGACAUCUAUUCACCCGGAAUACUGGAGUAAGCACAAUGUCUGUGAGUGGCUGCAGUUUUGCUGUGACCAAUACAAGCUAGAUGCCAACUGCAUCCCCUUUUCCCACUUUAAUAUUAAUGGCUUGCAGUUGUGCAGCAUGACCCAGGAAGAGUUCACAGAUGCUGCUGGUAUUUACGGCGAAUAUCUAUAUUUCAUCUUACAGAACAUCAGGGCACACGGCAUUUCCUUUUUUAAUGACGCUGAGGAAACCAAGCCAGCUGUCACGGAUUACAAUGAUAGGGCAUGCCUGAGAACAGGGACCAUGAAAAGUCAAGAAUGUCACAAUCACGGUAAAACAAGCAUGAAGAGUUCUCACUUGUGGGAAUUUGUACGAGACCUCCUCCUGUUUCCAGAAGAAAAUUGUGGCAUUCUCGAAUGGGAAAAUAGAGAACAAGGCAUCUUUCGGGUUGUUAAGUCAGAAGCUCUGGCAAAGAUGUGGGGACAAAGGAAGCGAAAUGACAGAAUGACAUAUGAAAAACUUAGCAGAGCUCUCCGAUAUUAUUAUAAAACUGGAAUUUUGGAACGCAUAGACAGAAGGCUAGUAUAUAAGUUUGGAAAGAAUGCCCAUGGGUGGCAGGAGAACAAUCUAUGAACUAACUGCCCCAUGCAUCAGACUAAUUAUGCAGUCUGCGACAUGAAGUGUUUGACUACAACAGACCCUUGAGAGAAGGAAUUUUUCUCCUGCAUCUCUCUUCUACUCCAGACUGGAGUUGACAACUCUUUGAGAGACUGGCCAGACAACAUGGGACAGCACACAAAAGGGAGGCUCUUCACAACUAUAUAUCUUCUUACCAGCAUUAGCUCGUGCAUAGCCUUUAUGAAAGUGACACUUAAGAUGCAGCUCAAGGUUUCAUUAAGAUGAAUUCUUAUCUGUGAUGCCUUUUCCUGUACCUAGAAGGGCUAUUAGCCCUCAGUUUGAAAUUACUGCUUACUACUGACAUUUAAAAGAAGUUGGUGAGGAUUUUUUUAUUGAAGUAAAGUUGUUAAAUAUUUUGCAGAACAUACAAUGUUUUUUCCUAUUCUUGGUUAGAAUGUCAGUAUUUUGGUUCUUCUACAGAAAAUAUUGUGACAGGGUGAGGUCACAAACAACCCCAUGGGGUGCUUCCCAGAGUGCUGACAAGGCCACUGCCACCCAUCUUCCUGCUCUCUGGGUUGCCCUUUGCCUGGUCUCCCCCAGCCAAGGCUCAGAUCUGCGAUCACUGCCCUCUCCCUGAGGAUCAGUACAGAUGCUGAAACUCUUCUGGUCCAAGGAAAAUGCAGUUGGGGGCCCAGCUUCCUGGUAUAUCACUCCCCAUAUGGGAUCAGAACCCCGAAUGAAUUAUUUAGGUAUGCCCCCUUUAACAAGGAAAGAGGAUGUACAUACUGAUUGCUCCCCCAAGUAACAAUUAUUUACGCUGGGCUUGAUAGUAAAUAAAAGUG